Dermochelys coriacea (leatherback sea turtle) is the source of this 13126-nucleotide messenger RNA. It is a transcript of the gene EML5, whose product is annotated as EMAP like 5. The transcript is spliced from 44 exons. Gene Ontology annotation, molecular function: microtubule binding. NCBI's taxonomy places the organism in Eukaryota, Metazoa, Chordata, Testudines, Dermochelyidae. Bases 346 to 6279 code for a protein of 1977 amino acids. The record is from RefSeq and is a predicted model, not a curated record.
UCCGGCGGCUGAGAAGGGCAGCGCGGGGGCAGCGCUUUCAGCGGGCGGCGCCGGGCAUGCUCACGCGGCCCGAGCAUGCGCACGACAGUCUAACAGCCCGAUCUGAGGGGAAGCCGUUUCUGGCGCUAACCGUUCCGGGCGGUGUCUCAGUGCAGCCAUGUCUGGCGCGAGGAGACCAGCCCAGCUCGUUCGGCGGCGCCCUCUGUGAGGAGGCGGAGGAGCGGCGGCGGCGGCGGCGGCGGCGGGCAUCCAUGGCGGCGGCCAGGGAUUAGCGAGGGAGACACCGAGCCCAGGAGGGGGGAGGGUAACUGGCCCCCUCUCCUAUAGGGCUCCGGCGGUGGGGACAUGGCUGACCGGAAUGCCCCCAACUGCCACCUGCGGCUAGAGUGGGUCUAUGGCUACCGGGGUCACCAGUGCCGCAACAACCUCUACUACACGGCGGCUAAGGAGAUCGUCUACUUCGUGGCGGGGGUCGGCGUGGUCUACAGCCCCCGGGAGCACCGGCAGAAAUUCUACCUGGGGCACCAGGACGACAUCAUCAGCCUUGCUUUACAUCCUGAACGAGUGUUGGUGGCAACAGGUCAAGUUGGAAAAGAACCAUAUAUCUGUGUUUGGGACUCAUACACUGUGCAAACUAUAUCGAUACUGAAAGAUGUUCACACACAUGGUAUAGCUUGCUUGGCAUUUGACUUAGAUGGGCAGCGUUUGGUCUCAGUGGGUCUGGAUUCAAAAAAUACAAUAUGCGUGUGGGACUGGAGAAAAGGAAAAAUGUUAUCUAUGGCUCCUGGUCAUACAGACAGGAUAUUUGAUAUUUCUUGGGAUUUGUACCAACCAAACAAACUAGUCAGCUGUGGUGUAAAACAUAUUAAGUUCUGGAGCUUGUGUGGCAAUUCGUUGACACCAAAGCGUGGUGUUUUUGGCAAGACUGGUGAUCUCCAAACUAUACUCUGCCUAGCCUGUGCAAGAGAUGAAGUGACACAUUCUGGUGCACUUAAUGGAGAUAUAUAUGUAUGGAAAGGAAUUAAUCUCAUACGGACCAUACAAGGAGCACAUGCUGCAGGAAUUUUCAGCAUGAAUGCAUGUGAGGAAGGUUUUGCCACUGGUGGCAGGGAUGGCUGUGUUCGUCUAUGGGAUUUAAAUUUUAAACCAAUUACUGUGAUUGAUCUCAGGGAAACAGACCAGGGAUAUAAAGGUCUGUCUGUGAGAAGUGUUUGCUGGCGAGGAGACCAUAUCCUAGUUGGGACACAAGACAGUGAAAUUUUUGAGAUUGUUGUGCAUGAACGCAAUAAGCCUUUCCUGAUCAUGCAGGGUCACUGUGAAGGAGAGCUGUGGGCUCUGGCAGUCCAUCCUACAAAACCAUUGGCCAUGACUGGAAGUGAUGACCGAUCAGUGAGAAUUUGGAGCCUAAUAGACCAUGCAUUGAUUGCACGGUGCAAUAUGGAAGAACCAAUUCGCUGUGCAGCUGUUAGUACUGAUGGAAUCCAUCUUGCACUUGGCAUGAAGGAUGGCUCUUUCACUGUACUUAGAGUCAGGGAUAUGACAGAGGUUGUUCAUAUUAAAGACAGGAAAGAAGCCAUUCAUGAAUUAAAAUAUUCACCAGAUGGGACUUUCCUUGCUGUUGGCUCCAAUGACAGCUCUGUUGAUAUUUAUGGUGUUGUUCAGCGGUACAAAAAAGUUGGGGAAUGUGUUGGAUCUGUAAGUUUCAUCACUCAUAUGGACUGGUCUUCAGACAGUAAAUAUUUACAGACCAAUGAUGGCAGUGCGAAAAGACUUUUUUACAAGAUGCCAAGUGGAAAAGAAGUAACAAAUAAAGAAGAAUUAAAAGGCGUCCAGUGGGCUUCAUGGACAUGUGUUUAUGGCCUUGAAGUUAACGGAAUCUGGCCCAAAUACUCUGAUAUCAACGAUAUCAAUUCUGUAGAUGGAAAUUUUAAUGGUCAAGUUUUGGUUACAGCUGAUGACUAUGGAAUAGUAAAACUAUUCCGGUAUCCUUGUUUAAGAAAAGGAGCAAAGUUUAAAAAAUAUCUUGGGCAUUCAGCUCAUGUGACAAAUGUCAGAUGGUCACAUGAUCAUCAGUGGGUUGUUUCUAUUGGUGGAGCUGAUCAUUCUGUCUUCCAGUGGAAAUUUAUCCCUGAACGGAAGCUGAAGGAUGCUAUUCACAUAGCACCCCAAGAAAGUCUCGUUGAUUCUAACAGUGAUGAAUCAGAUUCAGAUCAAUCUGAUGUUCCAGAGCUAGACUCUGAAAUUGAACAAGAGACUCAGAUCACAUACCGUCGACAGGUUUACAAAGAAGAUCUACCUCAGCUUAAAGAGCAAUGCAAAGAAAAACGAAAAAGUGCAGCUUCUAAAAGAAGAGAGAGAGCUCCAGGGAACAGUAUAAGAUUACACUUUGUUCAUGGUUACAGAGGUUAUGAUUGUCGGAGUAAUCUGUUUUACACUCAGACUGGUGAAAUUGUAUACCAUGUUGCAGCAGUGGGCGUAGUAUACAAUCGGCAGCAGAACACACAGCGCUUUUAUCUGGGUCAUGAUGAUGACAUUCUUUGCCUUGCUAUUCAUCCCUUAAAGGACUAUGUGGCAACAGGCCAGGUUGGUCGGGAUUCCUCAAUACACAUUUGGGAUACAGAGACAAUCAAACCACUGUCAGUAUUAAAGGGCUAUCACCAGUAUGGCGUUUGUGCUGUUGAUUUUUCAGCGGAUGGCAAACGGUUGGCUUCUGUUGGCAUAGAUGAUAAUCAUACUAUUGUGCUCUGGGACUGGAAAAAAGGAGAGAAGCUUUCAGCAGUAAGAGGAAGCAAAGAUAAGAUUUUUGUUGUUAAAAUGAAUCCUUAUAUGCCUGAUAAACUGAUAACAGCUGGAAUUAAACACAUGAAAUUCUGGCGUAGAGCAGGGGGAGGACUGAUUGGGAGAAAGGGCUGCAUAGGUGCAAUGGCAAGAACUGAUACAAUGAUGUGUGCAGUAUACGGCUGGACUGAAGAGAUGGCAUUCUCUGGAACUUCCACUGGGGAUGUGUGUAUCUGGAGAGAUUUGUUUCUCAUAAAAACAGUCAAAGCACACGAUGGUCCAGUAUUUAGCAUGCAUGCAUUAGAAAAAGGAUUUGUAACUGGUGGAAAGGAUGGGGUAGUGGCUCUCUGGGAUGACACCUUUGAACGCUGUCUCAAAACCUAUGCCAUCAAACGAGCUGCUUUGGCCCCUGGCUCUAAAGGUCUCCUCUUAGAAGACAAUCCUUCUAUACGUGCCAUAUCGUUAGGACAUGGGCAUAUUUUAGUGGGCACAAAGAAUGGGGAAAUACUGGAGGUGGAUAAAAGUGGACCAAUAACUCUGCUGGUUCAGGGUCACAUGGAAGGGGAAGUUUGGGGUCUAGCCACCCAUCCUCAUUUACCUAUUUGUGCCACUGUAAGUGAUGACAAAACCUUAAGAAUAUGGGAUCUAUCUCCUAGCCAUUGUAUGUUAGCUGUUCGCAAAUUGAAAAAGGGGGGCAGAUGUUGCUGCUUUUCUCCUGAUGGAAAGGCAUUGGCUGUAGGUCUCAAUGAUGGAAGUUUCUUGAUGGUGAAUGCAGACACUCUGGAGGAUCUAGUCUCCUUCCACCACAGGAAGGAUGUUAUUUCAGAGAUUCGAUUUUCUCCUGGUGCUGGAAAAUACUUAGCGGUGGCGUCAUGUGACAGCUUUGUAGACAUCUACAAUGUAAUGAGCAGUAAGCGAGUGGGAAUCUGCAAGGGUGCCUCCAGUUACGUAUCACACAUGGACUGGGACAUCAGAGGGAAGCUUUUACAAGUCAACACUGGUGCUAAAGAGCAGCUGUUCUUUGAAGCUCCUCGUGGGAAAAGACAGACAAUUCCCAAUUUGGAGGUUGAAAAAAUUGGCUGGGCAUCAUGGACAAGUGUUCUGGGCUCUUGCUGUGAAGGAAUCUGGCCAAUAAUUGGGGAAGUCACAGAUGUAACUGCUUCAUGCCUCACCAGUGAUAGUAAAGUCUUGGCCACAGGAGAUGAUUUUGGGUUUGUGAAACUUUUCCGAUUCCCUGCUAAAGGAAAAUUUGGAAAAUUUAAGAAGUAUGUGGCCCAUAGUACACAUGUAACAAAUGUUCGUUGGACUCAUGAGGACAGUUUGUUGGUCACUGUCGGAGGGGCAGACACCUCUCUAAUGCUGUGGACCUAUGAGAUGGAGGGACAUCGGGAGAGUAGGCAGUGUGAUAGUGAAGAAUCUGAUCUAGAUUCUGAGGAAGAUGGAGGUUAUGACAGUGAUGUGACACGAGAGAAUGAAAUUAAUUACACCAUCAAAGCCUUAUCAACAAACAUCAGACCAAUGUUUGGAAUUAAGCCUCAUCUGCAACAAAAGGAGCCAUCACUAGAUGAAAGGCAAGGGGUAGUAAGAGGUUCCAGACCACCAGUUAGUAGGGCACUGCCACAGCCUGAAAAACUUCAGACAAAUAACGUUGGCAAAAAAAAGAGACCAAUAGAGGAUCUAGUGUUGGAGCUGGUAUUUGGAUACCGAGGCAAGGACUGCAGGAACAAUGUUCACUAUCUGAAUGAUGGUGCUGAUAUAAUUUAUCAUACUGCAUCCGUUGGGAUUCUGUAUAACGUGGCAACAGGCUCUCAGUCUUUUUACCAGGAACAUAAUGAUGAUAUUCUGUGCCUCACUGUAAAUCAGCACCCCAAAUUUACCAACCUUGUGGCAACUGGCCAAGUAGGAGACUCAGCAGAUAUGUCAGCUACAGCUCCUUCUAUCCACGUGUGGGAUGCAAUGAACAAACAGACACUAUCUGUACUGCGUUGCUACCAUUCAAAGGGAGUUUGUUCAGUCAGUUUCAGUGCCACUGGCAAACUUCUCCUCUCUGUAGGGCUGGAUCCUGAGCACACCAUUACCAUUUGGAAGUGGCAGGAAGGUGCCAAAAUUGCCAGCAGAGCUGGUCAUAACCAACGUAUAUUUGUAGCAGAAUUCAGACCGGAUUCAGAUACCCAGUUUGUUUCAGUGGGAGUAAAACAUGUGAGGUUUUGGACCCUUGCUGGAAGAGCUCUUCUCAGUAAAAAAGGGCUACUGAGUUCAAUAGAAGAUGCCCGGAUGCAGACCAUGCUAUCUGUAGCUUUUGGAGCUAAUAACUUGACAUUUACAGGUACCAUCAGUGGAGAUGUUUGUGUUUGGAAAGAUCAUGUGUUGGUACGAAUUGUGGCCAAAGCUCACAAUGGGCCUGUGUUCACAAUGUACACUACACUAAGAGAUGGUCUAAUCGUAACAGGAGGCAAAGAAAGACCAUCAAAGGAAGGAGGGGCUGUUAAACUAUGGGAUCAGGAGCUGAAGCGAUGUCGUGCCUUCAGAUUGGAAACAGGACAGAUGACUGACUGUGUUCGUUCUGUGUGUAGAGGCAAAGGAAAAAUUCUUGUUGGGACAAGGAAUGCUGAAAUAAUUGAAGUUGGAGAGAAAAAUGCAGCAUGUAACAUUCUAAUUAAUGGUCAUAUGGAUGGACCUAUCUGGGGACUGGCUACACAUCCUUCAAGAGAUUUUUUCCUUUCUGCUGCAGAAGAUGGGACAGUGAGACUCUGGGACAUUGCUGAAAAGAAGAUGCUGAACAAAGUCAGUUUGGGACAUGCAGCUCGUACUGUUUCUUACAGUCCCGAGGGGGACAUGGUGGCUAUUGGCAUGAAAAAUGGAGAAUUUAUUAUCUUGCUGGUGACCUCUCUAAAAAUAUGGGGGAAAAAAAGGGACAGAAGAUCUGCUAUCCAAGACAUAAGGUUCAGUCCAGAUUCUCGUUACUUAGCAGUGGGUACUAGUGAGAAUGCAGUGGAUUUUUAUGACUUGACAUUGGGUCCCACGCUAAAUCGAGUUAGCUACUGCAAAGAUAUCCCAAGCUUUGUUAUCCAGAUGGACUUCUCUGCAGAUAGUCAUUUUCUCCAGGUCUCUACUGGGUCUUACAAAAGGCAGGUCUAUGAAGUGCCUUCGGGAAGACAGCUUAUGGACCAGGCAGUGAUUGACAGAAUAACAUGGGCCACUUGGACCAGUAUUCUAGGGGAUGAAGUAGUUGGAAUCUGGUCCAGGCAUGCUGAGAAAGCUGAUGUGAACUGUGCCUGUGUCUCUCACUCUGGAAUCAGCCUUGUAACAGGCGAUGACUUUGGCAUGGUCAAGCUGUUUGACUUUCCAUGUCCUGAAAAAUUUGCAAAACACAAGCGAUUUUUAGGUCACUCAGCCCAUUUGACUAAUAUUCGAUUUACAAGUGGGGAUAAAUAUGUUGUCAGUGCUGGAGGGGAUGACUGCAGCUUAUUUAUCUGGAAAUGUGUGCAUAUGCCUCAUUAAGAGUGACAUGGAACCUUUGCAAAGAGGACACUGCGGAAAAUUACAGGCAUGAAAGACCCAUGAGUGCAAUGAGACAUUCUACAGUGCCCUGCAUGCUUAAGAAAUGGUGCUGAUCUAAGACAGACAACAAUCUGUCUCUGAAAGACAAGUGUCUAGAGUCUAUCAGAAGGAUAGACUAUAACAAAUAUGCUGCGCCCCUUAGAUUUGCUACAGUAUUGGAUAAUCCAUGUGUGGAUUGCACUCACUGCCAGAUGUUGAAAAAGAAACACAUGGAUAAAAGGAAGAAGUGAGUUGUGGAUCAAUGUAUAGUUUCCCAAUAAGACAGUGGGGUUUUAAUCAAGAGAUGUUAUUUCUGACCUAAUGCUGUAUGUGAUGCAUUUAUUAUCAGCACGAAUGUGUUUCCUUUAAAUUCUGGGGAUUGAAUAUCAUUGAAACAGAUUACUCCUUUUUUUUUUAAUUACUGAAAGAAAAACCAUCUAGCAGUUCUUAAAUAAAACUACACAGUAUUUUAAUAAAAGAUUAAAGUAAUAAAAUGGGAUAUGACAUUUCUAUGAAUAGUCAAAAAAUGAAGCAUUGUCUGGUGAAGCAGUAUUAGUAAAGUUUGCUCCUUAGACCUGCAGUAUUCAUGUGCUUAGAGGCCUGGGUCAUAAUCCUGUCUGAUGAAUGCUGUUAGGCAUGCAUGAACCCAUUCUUCAAGGCUAAUUUAGUGAUUUUGUUGCACUUAAACAUUAAAUUAGUUCCAUGAGCAGAAACAGAUUUGCUCACUUUGCGAGUGCCUUGCCCACAACCUAAAAGUCUAACUCCAGUUUUUGCCUUGUGAUAAAAGUGUUCUCAGUGGAAGGGAGAUUAAACUUGACUGAGCUGCUAGCCUCUUUGCUGGAAAUAUGAAAUAAGAUAAUUUUAGUCUCUUUAAAGACUGGGGUCACCAGUUGCAAAAACAGAAUUUCACAGCAAUAGGAAUUGUUGAUUUUUAUUUUCUCAGUAUCACUUGGAGGAUGCAGAGAGAACAUAAUCUUUCCAAACACUGGUAUUUUGUACAUUCAGAUUUUUUAACUGGAAUAAAACUAGUUGGAAGAGAUCUUUAUUCAGCUCUCUCUUCUGAUUGUAAUGUACCAUCCAGUCAUAACUCUUCUUUAAGUAAGCAUGAAUGUUAAGGAUAUGGGCCUGCUUGUAACCCUUAGCAUAGGAACGUAUUCUAAAUGGCAAAAUAACACAGACUUAAGCAUUUUUAGUGAUGAUAAACUCCAGGAGAAAGUUGCAUUUUUGGUGAAACUAGAGAAGACUGCUUCAAUUGUUUGUUUGAAAUGAUCAAGCAGUGGAGGUGUGCUGUGGGCUAUAUCUGUUUUUUAAGGAGUGCAGUUAUUUUUCAUGCAACAUGAAAGGGAGCAAAAGUAACUAGCUCACAGGUUGCAUUAACGAAGUGCUAUUAAAUGUGAGUAGUAUUGCUAUGGUCACAGUUGUUAUUGUCUACUUAAAUCAGCGUUUGUUAAGGAUGGCAUUUGAUUCCAGAGUUGAGAUAGCAUAGCUGUUGUUAUUCACCUCUUUUAUCAUUUUACUCCAAGUAAAUGUAAAAAUGAAACAAAUAAACCUCAGCACCCACUGUAAAUAUCUUGUGUGUGUGGUGGGGAGAAAAAGACAGAUUGCAUAGAGUAGAUGAGAAACUAAGAAGAGACUCAGCCAGACCUCUGUACUCCUCCAUGUCCAACAAUGCUUGCUGUUAUGUAAUAUAGGACCUACCAAUUUCACCCCCCUGAAAAACAUGUCACUGACUGUGAAAUCAGCCAUCUCCCGGGAAAUCUGUUCUCCCCUGCUGCAGAGAGCCCAGGGCUCCUAGUUGCUAUUCUGCCCACGCUGGGAAGGGACAGGAGUUGUCCUUCCCCUGCACUGUCGCCCUUGGUGAGGAGAUCAGACCCAUCUCCUGAGGCAGUGCAGAAAUGAGAGUGGUACAUCCUCACUUCUGUGCUGCAGCAGCUCAGGAGCUGGGCUCUGGGUUUCCAUCUCCCCUUCCCAGGGCUCCUGCAAUAGCACCAGGCAGUGAGCUCGGGGCUUCUUCCCACAGUGGAGCUUGCUGGGCUGGGGGCUUUUGCUCCCAGUGGCUGCAGCUGGGGCAGCCUGGGCUCUGGCUUCACCACUGGGAACCUCCUCUAACUGCAGGAAGCUGGCAGGGUGCUAAUCUUGGGACCCCCUACAACAACUUUGCAACCCUUUCUCCUGCCCAUUCCAUUUUGUGUGUGGACCCUCAGUUACAGCAUCCUGAAAUUUCAGAUGUAAACAUCUGAAAUCGUGAAAUUGACCAAUUUUAAAACCCUCAGGCUGUGAAAUUGACCAGAAUGGACCAUGAAUUUGGUAGGGCCCUAGUAAUAGUCAAUACUAGUAACCCAACAAAUAAUCUUAUACACUGUUUCCUAUAUCUAACUAGAGUUUCUUUUACAAUAGAAAAUGUACGGAUCUAAUAUCAAGUGUCUCAGGCAGGCAGGAUUUGGAACAGAUGAGCUAUUGCCAUUACUACUAGAGUACGAUAGCUUCACUAACCACACAGCUGCUGUUCAAGGUGCUAGGACUAGGGUCUGUGCUAGGGUACACCACUGACUCAGUGGAAGUGUACCUGACUGACACAGAUGUGAGAUCAGUGCAGCAUUACUCUCACUGCCCAUUAUUAUAAUAUAAACAUUAAUAGUUAGCAUUUAUCUACGCUAGAGAAGUCAAUUGUCAGUGUAGUAAUCUAUUGUGUUGCACCCUUUGUUCUGCCACUAAUUCAGUGCAGCUAUACUACACAUCUGAACAUGGUGUAAUUUGGCCUUGCAUCCAUGCUAAGGCUGCCUUACACCAGUUCAGAUGGGGUGAGUGUCAAAAGCUCCUUUAGCUAGUGAACCUCUUUAAAUUGCCAGCUGAAAGUCUUCUUUCUGUGUCUCACCAUCUACUACAAAUCCUAUGCCCACUAUCCCCCAGUAAGUCUUCAGCCUGUGAAUUGCACCCACCCUAUAUUUCCCCAGAGUAUCUUCGUCUCACACUAACCAUUCCCUUAUCACCACCUUCAGCAGUGCCCAUGCUACGGCUGUGCCACUCCACUGCUAAUUUGCCGGCUGACACUUUUGCACUGACGAACCACAGAGGUACAUCAGAGCACAAAUACCAGCACACAAUGCACCCACAAAUCACCACUAGGGCUGUAGCAGGAGGUGCACAACAGCUAUCUAUACUCCCUCUACCCCCAAACUCCUGGAGCUGGAGAGAAUAGUGUCUUAGCUGAAGAUCUGUGGGGGUAGAGUGCAUGUUCCACAAGCAAACUAAGGCAGUUCAUUGCUGAAGAGUUUUUGUCUUUGACAGCAGUGGAAACUGACAGCUCACCAAUGUGCUAGUGGGAUGUGUCUACACUGGCACACAAGUCAAUUGUGCCUCAAUUAGUGUUUACACUCACUAAUGUUAGUGGCGUAAUUUCAAUCAGAUGGGUACCAUGCUGCUAAGUGAAACGCUUCUGCAGUGAAUACAAGGGCCAAUAGCCUAUGGGACAUUAUAACUGCCCACUGGUGCAGAAAAAUGCCUACUGUGCUAUGAUCAUCUAAACCUGGAAAGAAGAAUGUGAAGGGCUGAGUGUAGACUGGUUCUGGAAGUAUGGUGGUCUGGAGGCAAUAAUGGGGUUGGGGAAGGAGUCUUUCCCUUAGCUAUGCAGCACCAACAGGGGCGGCAAUGAGCCCCCAACUCUUUUUUUCAUAUCCUGCCACUCAAUCAUGCAGGUUCAUUUUCUAGUUUGCAAUUAAUCCAACUGUAUGAUACUUUUAAGGGCCGGAAGGUAAUCUCUUUUAAUAUUACUAAACUAGUAAACCCCUUAUACAAGUGAAAGAAUAACCCCUGCAAGUCUAGAUACCCAUGAAUCCAUCUGUUAUUGAAAAGUAUUUAAAGAGAAAACCUGAUAUCCUAUGCCCAGAUUGGAAUUCUAAAAAAAAUCAUCUCAGACUUAAACAUGACCCUAUUGUAGUCAAAAGAGCCAAGAUGUGUGGAAAAGGUUGGGAAGAACUAAUGAGCCAACUAUAUUGGAUCAUUUUAACCUUAAAUGUCUCAAUUUUUCCUUUUUCAACACAUGAUCACUGGACACCAUUAUUUGGAUCCAUGAAGGGGUUGCGGGAAGAGCAACUUAGUUUAGCACUCCUUUCCAGUAACUGAACAUAUGCACCAAUAAAGUCAGUAUUUAGCUGGAACAAAAAUCUUAACCAUGAGCAUAAUCAAAAGUUGCUAGCUGAAGUUACCCUAAUUACAGAAAUCUGGUUAAUGCUGGCUGAUACCUGCACCACCUGAAAAACAGCACACAGCACCCAAAUAAUUAUCUACAUGCUGUAAGUGGAUAACAAGCCCUCAUCGUAUGGAAAGCUGAGCUAUUUGGUUUUAAUAUAUACUCUUCUUAUAGCAGCAAAGUGACAUGUUUUCCUGUUUGAUUUAUCAGCGUAGUAGAUGCAGCAAGCCUUAAUUUUUGUCAAAAGCAAGUGGUUUUGGGUUAGCGUGUGUACAACAGACAAAUGUCUUGUUGCUAACUGUUUUGGAUAGUGAGUGACUCAUUCUGUGGCCUUCUUCCUGAAUGUACCAUGCCUAAACGAAGGGAAGAAAAAACUAUUGCAGGUCACACUUUAAACUGCCAUAUUAGUCAUAGUAACCAAUUUGAUUGAGCAGCCCUAGCUGUGUUUCACGUAUAUGCUCUUUCAUACCUACAGACUUUCCUGCCUCUUGUCAUCUGUUUUUUUUCCCCUGAUGUUUACAGUACUGUUUGUUUUUACUUAUCUGGAUAAAUACGUGAGCACGCCAAAUCCUACUAUGCACUCUUUGUACCAAUCACUGUGGUAUUGUCAGACCAAAUCCUUUUCUUGAUUUUGGUCCUCUUCAGCUUCUAGUCUUAAACCAAACUGGUCUUGAAUACCUGAUUGUUUGGGAGAAAGAAAACUGGGUUCAUAAUACGGAGAGUGGCUGCAACAGAUCUGCUUACCAAAUCAUUCACAAAUAACUGAAUACAAUCUCAGCAGUUACUGAGGGGUUUUUUGGUCACAUCUACUUGAGUUAUCUAUAGUAAAGCCUCUAAUCAGGAUUGGGCUCCUAUUGUUAUAGUCAAUGUAAAAAGAACUAGGAAGACAGAGUCCAACCCCCAACUAUAAAAACAAGGAAGAUUGCGGGGGAGGAGUAAUGGCAUACAAUAUAUGAACAUGGUAAUGACAAGCAAAAGUUAAUUCCACUUCUUUAAUUAUGGAGGAUGUGCUGAAGGAAACAGCAGGAGGGAAAGAGUAAAUAAGAACAGUGGGGUGGGCAGAAAAGGAAAUAGUAAGGAAGGAAAGCUGGAGAGUGAGGUUGCAAAAGAAGUGACAAGCAGAAGGGGCAAGUGGUCAAUGAGUCAAACCACCAACCAGCAGAUGAAAAAUACCCAGAUUUCAAACUGAAAGAACUGACAGCUGGUGAAGUGGCAGCUGCGAGGAAAGAACCCAUCUGCUAGUUUAAGUGGAAAGUUACUGGGCAUUGCCCCACGCCUUUGUUCCUGGGGAAGUCCCAGCUGCUUCCAAGGGGUAACUUGAGGCUUGGGAGAGCCUGCUUUACUACCCUCCAGCCUAUGUGACUAAAAGGAAUAAACAAAUACAUUAUGUUUUACCCACACUCCAAAACUGGGGUUAUUUUAACUGGCCUAACCUGAUAGUGUCCAGGUUUCAUAUUGCUGAAUAACAGGGGUAUUUAAACUUUUCUUUAGGAGAAAAUAAACCAAAGAAUUGUGAAAUUCCAUCAGAUGUUUCAUUUUGAAAAUGGUAACCAUGAUCUGCCAGCACAAAUUACAGUUGCUUAGAAGGAGGGAGAUGCACAAAUCUUGCUAAUGAGCCUGUACUCAUUAGUUUUUGUUUAAAUUACUGACAAAUUAUAUUGAGAUUGGAGUUACGAUUGAGUACAAAUCAGUAAUUUAAGAAUUAAAAAAAAUUACAGGGCUUUUGUGAUCAAGAAGCAAAUAAUUAAACUCAGGAGAGAGUUUAAGGCAUGAGUUAAAAUAAAUAGUCAAAAUGUGUGAAGGUAUGGAAAUUUAGAGUCACCCAAACAACCUCAACUCUGCCCUAUAGUGACACUAUACAAUAACCAUACACUUAUGAUGAAUGCAUAAAUGUUUGAAGUCCUAAAUUUGAUUAAACUGAUUUUAAAUACUCCCCCUCCCACCCCAAAUGGUGAUACUAGAAGACAGAGUUAACAUUUUGUGUGUCUUAUCCAUACCUUAACACAUUUAGAUUUCUCUUGUACUUAAUUCCCAAAACAAGCAUUCCAAACCCAGGAAAUUCAGAUUUAGGUUGUUACAAGAUUCCAGUAAUGGUUUUACCUCUAAAUUACUGCUAUAUACUGUCAAUCUUAUCUUUAAUAUAGAUUCUUUCGUGGAAGUUUAUUAUUUAAAAUGUCAUAGAAACAAGAAACCCAAAGAGAAUGUUGCCAUUUAAUAUUUUUAAUGAUUUGAAGAUGGGUCGUAUCACCUUUAAAUCUUCUAGGACCAGAUUUACCAGAUAUUCUUGCUGUUAAUCCCACACAGGAGCAGUGCAAAGCAACUAGCGUGAACUAGUUAAUUUCCCCUAACACAUAAACUCCACAUUCCCCAGAAUGCACCCAUACAGAAACGUCCCCUAUCCCUUCCCCUCCAACUUCCCAUGCACACCUCUCCAGAAUUUCCCAUACCUGUUGAGUCAAUCUGGUGCAACAGAUAGUUCUUUAAAACAAGUUUCAGGGUUAGUAUUCAUUUUCUGAGUAGCAGCCGUGUUAGUCUGUAUUCGCAAAAAGAAAAGCAGUACUUGUGGCACCUUAGAGACUAACAAAUUUAUUAGAGCAUAAGCUUUCGUGAGCUACAGCU